Molecule: messenger RNA, 432 nt
Organism: Gekko japonicus
Lineage: Eukaryota; Metazoa; Chordata; Lepidosauria; Squamata; Gekkonidae
Gene: PTGES3L
Product: prostaglandin E synthase 3 (cytosolic)-like
Exons: 3
Biological process (GO): protein folding; chaperone-mediated protein complex assembly
Cellular component (GO): cytosol; nucleus
Molecular function (GO): Hsp90 protein binding; protein-folding chaperone binding
Source: RefSeq, a predicted model, not a curated record
CCAGAGGGGCCACGAUGGCCGGGCCCGUUGCCGCCGCCAAGACGCUGUGGUACGACCGGCCGCGCUACGUCUUCGUGGAGUUCUGCGUGGAGGACAGCCGCGACGUCCACGUGCACCUCGACGACCACCGCCUGCGCUUGAGGUGGGCCGGCGGGGCGGGGGCCGCCCGGGGGGCUCCCAUCAGCCUUGAGGGACUUGCAAUCACUCUUUGUUGUGAUUGCCAACGGUCUGCUAUUUCUCUUCAACACACUCUCUUUCAGGAUUCCCAGAACAAGCGCUCAGGCAGAUCCAUCACCGUCUUUGUGCGCAAGUGGAAGGAUAAAGUACCCUGGCCCCGACUCACCAAGGAAGAGUUUAAGGUGGGGGCCUCCGUCGUGCAUCCCUCCCACUGCACACCUGAAACGGAGCUGGGGGGGGAGGGGAUCUGCCAUG